GGUUCAUUGUAUGCAUUUGUAUUCGACUGAAAACAAUAUUUUUAAUUAUUAAUUUUAUUUUCAAAUUCGUAAAACCAAAAGGAAGAUACACUUUUCAGGCAUGAUAUUCCAAAUAGCUAAAUUACGUCGUUUAAGGCUGCAAACAAUUGCUGUUAUAUGUUUCAUUGUAAUUCUCUUGAAUGGGAUUAUUUUGUUUGAUAAACAAAAUUACUACUGUGCUAAGAAACAAGAGCUAAAAACCUUACAGAAGACUAAUGUGAUUAGAGACACAUUGAUUGAAAAUCCAAAUCCAUACCCAGAGCCAGCGAUUUCAGCUCUACAGGAUAAAAUCAACAAUCACAAAUCAAAUCCAUACAAACAAGCAGUCAGUUCGAACGUAUACAUGUAUUCUGCAAUUUUGAUAGAAGAUAUAACACAUGAAUUUGAUGGGAGAGGAAAAGUUGUAAUAGUUAACGGAUGGGAAAAGAAAGUGUUACUAGACAAGAUUAAUUUCACAUGUUGUUUCUUCAGAGAAGACAACACACAGUUUUACAUAAACUCAACAAGGAAAAGAGCAACCUUUUUAAAUAGGGGACUACUUCAUUCUGUUCAGUAUAUGUGUCCAGUGAAUGUUUCCUCUAUCAGGAAAGUGUCUGUAUCUGAAGGACCACAACAUUGUUCGGGACAUGAGGAAUAUUACAUAAAGAUUGAAGUUCCGGUGAAAAAUGAAUCAGGAUUAGCUGUCUGUAGUAAAAUUAGUUAUGGGAAUAUGGAUGCUAAGGUGAUUUUGGAGUGGUUUGAGGUCCAACGGUUACUCGGUGUCGACAAAGUACUUACAUACACUUAUAAACUAAAUAUGCAAGCAAUGCUUGUUUUAGAAUAUUAUGAGUCUAUUGGUUAUGCAGAAAUUAUUCGAGACUUCGAUUUUCCGCAAAAAGAAGAAAUCCCGCGAGCCGCCGGAGACACAUCGUACCCCGCCUGGGUUGAUCUACAAGUUAUUAUGCAUGACUGUCAGUCCCGUUUGUAUGGCUACAAAUAUGUUGCAGUACUUGACAAGGAUGAAUUGUUUGUACCAAAUGUUACAAAGUAUGGGUUCUCAUUGAAACAGAUGUUAAAUAAAAUCUUCGAAAAUAAUUUGGCAGGAGUACAGCCUUUGGUCAAGAUGCAUAUUACAUCGUGGAAACCUAGCAAUGAAUCGAGUGAACUUUUUCUAGGGAAAUAUUUACUAAGCACAGCACCAGUGAACGACAGAUUAAAAUUUAUAUAUAUGCCAAGUCGAACAAAAUAUGGAUCAGUUGAAGUCCACACGAUAAGACCAGUUGGAAAAUAUAAAAGAUCAAUCUUUCCAGUGACACAACUCGUCCUUCAUCACUAUAGAAAGUGUAGAACAGAUUAUCCAUUCUUAAAGAAUAUCAAUGAAAACGAGCGAAAAAGUCUGUUUAAAUACAAUUCUACAGAUAACAAGUGUUUUGAGUUCAAAACAUAUUACCAACAGAACAUGGAACUUAUUAUAGGAAAAAUAAGAACACGUGUGUUAGAAUUACAGAGAAAACUUCUCUGUCUAAGAAAAUAAUGGCUUAGCAAUUACAGACACUAAAAAGUUUCGCCUGGGAAAAAAUCUUACAUGCUUACAGUGUUUAGUGGUGUAUCACACUUACACCGUCCGUCAAACACCAUUAACCUUUACACCAUACACUAUUGCCCAUACAUCAUGCAUCUUACACUACUGCCCAUACUCCAUGUACUAUACACUAUUCUCCCUUACCUUUCCCGUUUAAACAUACAAGAUACAUUUGCAUUAUUACAAAUGUCAACAUAUCGUUUAUAAAACAAACCAUGUACCACAAACCAUUAUACAAUACGAGUUUUAUAGGUAAGUUUACAAUUAAAUCGCUGUGAUAAGUGAGAAAUGGUCCCUUAUGAAAAUUGAUGUAUGUUUUCACUUUUUCUAAUUUAAGAUAUUGUCCUUGACCUUCUGACUUUCUAUUGGUUUUAGUGACUAAAGCCCGUAAAUAAAUCUUCCGGCUUGAUAUUUAAAUUUUAUUACAAUAUUCAAAAUUUAUAGAUUGUGUUUUUAAGAACUUACUUCACAAAUGACAAAAAAGAACACAGAAAUUAAAUUGAUAAUAAAAAUUGCCAUAUAAAAAUAAGGAGAUGUGGUACAUGUAUGAUUGCCAAUGAAACAACUAUCGACCAAAGUUCAAAUGAUGUGCAUGUAAGCAUUUAUAGGCAACCGUACUGCCUUCAACAAUAAAAAAAACAAUACCGUAAAGUCGUCUAUAAAAGGCCCCGACUUGGAAAAUAUGAAACAAUUCAACUGAGAAAACUAACGGCCUAAUGUAUAACAAAACAAUUUACGAUAUCAAAUAUGACAGACAUGAACCAACGACAAUCACUGAACUACAGGCUCCUGACAGGCACAUAAUGGAUGUGACGGGUUAAACAUGUUUGUGAGCGCUCAACCCUUCCCUUACCUGGGACAGUGGUGUAACAGUACAACAAAAGAACAAACUAUAAAAACCAGUUGAAAAAGGCUUAACUCAUAAUAUAGAUACAAACAGAAAUACAUCUAACAAAAACACAGAGUGGACGUGGACGGGUACUUAUACUUCCCAAAAACAAAAAGACACUAAGUACAGAUCUGAGAGCACUCGCAGUAACUGACAGCUAGUUUAAAGCCAAUAACAACUAAUGAAAAAAAUCAUGUAUUUAAGACUAAAAUAUCAAUUAGUAAACAUCAAACAUCCAAUGGAUAGGUGUAAAUAUGUCAUUAACAGUCAGAGAAACACAUGACCUUGUACAAUGUCAAACUAUACGUAUCGACAGAUUGUAGUACCGUGAAAGUACAUAUGUGUAAUAUUUAGUAUAGUUUUAAUUUACUGAU
Molecule: messenger RNA, 2863 nt
Organism: Mytilus californianus (California mussel)
Lineage: Eukaryota; Metazoa; Mollusca; Bivalvia; Mytilida; Mytilidae
Exons: 5
Coding region: 101-1552 (483 amino acids)
Source: RefSeq, a predicted model, not a curated record